Molecule: messenger RNA, 678 nt
Organism: Penicillium brevicompactum
Lineage: Eukaryota; Fungi; Ascomycota; Eurotiomycetes; Eurotiales; Aspergillaceae
Exons: 1
Coding region: 1-678 (225 amino acids)
Source: RefSeq, a predicted model, not a curated record
AUGCUACGCUUCAUCGUGACAGCGACAGCAGUAUUAACUACUUCCUCUGCGAUCUACUUCUAUAUAGCCCACCAGAGGCUUUCAAAGGGGAUCAGCCACACUACUCAGCUGGGAACACUCCCCAAACCAACCGAGAUAGAAUCCAUCCCAGCGUGUGUGUCUACUCCACAAUACUUCACCGUUUACGACAAAUGCUCAAAGUCCGUUCCACGAGCUUCUCUCCCAAAUGAGUCCUCGGAAAUCCUGUUCACCCGUCUGCUGCGCCGCAAUAUGACCGUCUUCUCGCGGUUCCCGCAAGCACUCAUGUUGGCGAUGGUGAGCGAGACACCCGAGCAGAAGGAGAGCUUUAAGACUUCACAUAUCGAAGCGCUUGACUUCAAGGAAGGCGAUCUGGUCUGCGGGGCUUAUCAGGUUAAACUUCGCAGGAAGCACAAGGUUGAAUUGGAGAUCAAAACGCAGGGGAUGGAUUUUGCUGAAGGCAGAUUGGUGAUAAGCUUAGGAGAAAUUGAGCAAGACGGAGAGAAUUUGAUGGUAUUCAGUAGUGAGACAGCUAUGUGGAGGAGGGCGGAGGAAAAGCGGAGGAUGCCUUUGGAAAGAGUCGGUCUUAGAUGGAUGCACGAGACUGCUGCUUGGUGGUUACUUGGCUCCGGUGUGAAGUACUUGAUGGAUUUGGAAUGA